Haliotis rufescens (red abalone) is the source of this 537-nucleotide messenger RNA. Its product is annotated as prostatic spermine-binding protein-like. The transcript has 2 exons. The record is from RefSeq and is a predicted model, not a curated record. NCBI's taxonomy places the organism in Eukaryota, Metazoa, Mollusca, Gastropoda, Lepetellida, Haliotidae. Bases 7 to 360 code for a protein of 117 amino acids.
UUGGCCAUGAGACCCCUGUUGCUGGUAGUGUUUGCCGCUGUUCUGGUGGUCGUCUUCGCAGAUAAUAAGAAGGAGACGGACGACACCGGGGACAACAGCAUCAACAGUGUCGACGACGGUGAUGAUGGUUGGAACGCGGUGGACGAAGACGACGGAAAAGAUAAGAAAGAUAAAAAGGAUGAGAUAAAAAAGAAACGACCCAAUGUACGGGAUCGCAGUGAUGUCAACCCUGACACUACUGAUGAUGACAAGGACGAUGAUGGCGACUCCAAUGAUGCUGGGCGUGAUGACGAACAAAAUACCAAAACGGAUUUGAAGCACACAUCAGAUUUGGAGGUGAAACACCCGAAUGACCUAUAACACGAUGUUGGUCCUGUGUUUCACUGAGGCGCCCAAUGACAUCGACACUGACAAAGAAAAUGAUUCUACGAUCCACAAAAUCCCAAUUAAAUGUAUAAUGUUAUAAACCAUUGAAACAAAUACAACGGAUCUCAAAACCAAAUCUAUUGUGAUUUGUAUUUUAUGAACAAUUAAAUG